AUGAGGACUGCCGUCAGGCGCGCCAGCGUAACGGCGCUCGUCACCGCCUGCGUCACCGUCGUCGCCUACGCCGUGGCCACAGCGGCCCAGUACGCAAUCGGCCGCCACCACCUCUGCAGCCAGGUCACCAUGGUCCGCCACUGCAUGUGCGCCCGCGCCGGCCUCCUCCUCCUCGCCGCCGACCCAGGAUACCUCUUCGGCAGGAUCUGCGUCGGGUUCGCCUUCUGCUUCGCAGCGAACGACGUCGCCAACUUCGUGGACUUUCUCCGUGGAGGUGACAAGUGA
This is a messenger RNA of Triticum turgidum subsp. durum (durum wheat), 285 nucleotides long. NCBI's taxonomy places the organism in Eukaryota, Viridiplantae, Streptophyta, Magnoliopsida, Poales, Poaceae. The record is from the annotation of a GenBank genome assembly.